Spirodela intermedia is the source of this 567-nucleotide messenger RNA. The record is from the annotation of a GenBank genome assembly. Lineage: Eukaryota; Viridiplantae; Streptophyta; Magnoliopsida; Alismatales; Araceae.
AUGGAGAUACUGACGAUUAUUUCACAUCACCGAAGCUAUGAUAACGGGGGUAGGACGCAGAUUGCUGAUGCUUACCGUUCCUCUCCUUCUAGAGGCUUAAGAGGCAUAAACUGCCGGACUUACGAGUCUAAGAUGGGGAUUCUGCCUGCACCUUCAUAUGAAAUCAUCCCUUCUGGCAGCCCGCAAGUGACUAGCCAGCGUUCAGUGCCCUUUUACUCUGAGCCCGCUAAGCAGCCCAGACGAAGCAAUCCAAUUACCAUAGGCCCGCGGCUGGCCAAGAAAGUUCUCUCCUUUGAUGAUGAACUGUGUGAUUCGGAACGAUGGGCUGGGCCUACGUACUCCAAUUCUCCUCCUCCUAGCUCAUUGCCGAUGCCCAACUUCUCUCUUUGUCAGCGAACUGUGUCCUUUGAAAUUUCUCGCCCAAUAUUUGGUAACGAAGAUCGUCCUCAUGCAAAGUCGGCCCCGUCUUCACCUGACAAGAAAUCUUAUUUUUCAUCCAGUGAUUUCUUCAUUAGAACUGACACGGCGACACAGGGUUUGAGACGAAUCCUUCAUUUGGACACUUGA